Danaus chrysippus (African queen) is the source of this 654-nucleotide messenger RNA. The record is from the annotation of a GenBank genome assembly. NCBI's taxonomy places the organism in Eukaryota, Metazoa, Arthropoda, Insecta, Lepidoptera, Nymphalidae.
AUGAAAAACUGGGUAUCAGCUUCUGCUCGAACACCGGACCGAACAGCGUAUCUAUUGCACCGGGACUGGCUUCAAUCAAAAGGCAACUCUAGGAGAACCGCCAUGAGGAGGAAGAAACUGGAAGCAAUAAGUGAAGUGGACGUCAAAAACCACAAAUACAACGUCUUGCACGUCAAGAACAAAACCCCCACUGCCACCCCCGCUACAGUGGGCACGGACGACUUUGACAAGAAACAUGGUCACGAUCAGCUUUUCGAUAGGGUUCCUGUCGUGAGACUCGAGAGGAACAAAACCAACGACUUUGGCAAUGUUUCAUCGGACACCGAUCAGCAAAACGUUUGGACGGCGAGUGAUGGGUCACGGGCGAAGUCGCCCGUGAAGCACGGCAAACGCGGUGCUUCAAGUGCCAGGAGGAAUUCGUUUGCCAAAUGUAUGGAUUUAAUCGCCUCAAGUCACUCAACUCAGGUCAAUGAGGCAAGAGUAGCGUUGUUUGAAAAAACAUAUAAAUUCUUGGAUACGGAGACAUUGAAGUUACGAAAGAAAAGUAUUGAUGGAUCUUCUCUACCACCUUGCGAGUCAGAGCUCGCAAUUUUUAAGAGCAUGCUAUAUUGCUCAAAUUUGGUCAAAUGCACACUUGAAGAUUCCAACUUCUGA